Manis javanica (Malayan pangolin) is the source of this 3455-nucleotide messenger RNA. RefSeq names its product CDP-L-ribitol pyrophosphorylase A (gene CRPPA). The record is from RefSeq and is a predicted model, not a curated record. Gene Ontology annotation, biological process: isoprenoid biosynthetic process; protein O-linked glycosylation via mannose. NCBI's taxonomy places the organism in Eukaryota, Metazoa, Chordata, Mammalia, Pholidota, Manidae. Gene Ontology annotation, molecular function: D-ribitol-5-phosphate cytidylyltransferase activity. Gene Ontology annotation, cellular component: cytosol.
UGCUGCCUACGCAAAGCUGCCAAGUUUAAUGGGCCCCUAAGGUAUAUACGGUGGACCGAGACUCCCACCUGCGGCGGUUGCUGGGCCUGCCAGAAGUGUAGAACCGGGAGACUCAGCCCUCCCGGGGGCGCUGGCCUCGGUGCGGAGGCCGCAGGCGGCGUCGCCAUUCGGCGGAUCCGCAGACGGACCGACCUCCGCGGACCCGUAACAACCCGGCCGGCGCAUUUGCGGCUGCGCCCUUGCCCUCGUGCGCCUUCAUCCGGUGGCCCCCGCCGAGGGCCCGCGCACGCACCGCCGCUUUGGCCUACGCCGAGCGGGACCCGCCGCGCCGCGCGUCACCAUGGAGCCCAGGCCGCCCGGCGGCCCCGCACCCGCGGAGCCGGGGCCUCGCGUGCUCGGCUUGUGCGGCGCAGACCCAACGGCCUCGGCUUCCUCUUCGAGCGGGGUCGGGGCGGAGGCCGAGGCCGGGCGCCGCGCUCCGGCUGUGGCGGCCGUGCUGCCGGCGGGAGGGUGCGGGGAGAGGAUGGGCGUCCCCACCCCGAAGCAGUUCUGCCCCAUCCUGGAGAGGCCCCUCAUCAGCCACACCCUGCAGGCCCUGGAGAGAGCAUUUUGGAUAAAGGACAUCAUUGUGGCAGUAACUGGAGAGAACAUGGAAACAAUGAAGGCUAUUAUUCAGAGGUAUCAGCACAAACGCGUCUCGCUGGUGGAAGCUGGAGUGACCCGCCACAGGUCAAUUUUCAGUGGACUGAAAGCACUGGCAGAAGAUCAGCCUGACUCUAAGCUCUCUAAGCCAGAAGUAGUGAUUAUUCACGAUGCUGUGAGACCAUUUGUUGAGGAAGACAUUCUCCUUAAAGUCGCCACAGCUGCUAAGGAACAUGGGGCAGCAGGAGCAAUUCGACCCCUCGUGUCUACUGUAAUCAGUCCUUCCACUGAUGGUUGUUUAGACCACUCACUAGAUCGUGCCAGACACAGAGCAAGUGAGAUGCCACAGGCUUUUCUAUUUGAUGUGAUUUAUGAUGCGUACCAGCAGUGUAGUGACUAUGACUUGGAUUUUGGAACUGAAUGUUUGCAAUUGGCUCUAAAAUACUGUCACAUUAAAGCCAAACUUGUGGAAGGAUCGCCUGACCUCUGGAAGGUGACCUACAAACGAGAUCUGUAUGCAGCUGAAUCGAUUAUUAAGGAAAGAGUUUCACAACAGAUUUGCUUAGUUAUGAACACAAAAGAAGAUGAAGAACAUGUAGGCUAUCGUCUUGAAGAAAUGUUAAAAAAUGAACUGAAUCACAUCAAAGUCACCUCUGGAGCUCUGCGUCAUGAUGGCACUGAUCUUCAGCAGAUCAUCCUAGAGCAAUGCUACAAUUUUGUUUGUGUGAAUGUUGUGACUUCUGAUUUUAAAGAAACUCAGAAAUUACUGAAUGUACUUGAAGUCCAUAAUCUCUCCAUCUUAUAUCCUAUUGUUGUUAUUUCAGUACAUUUUCUUGAUUAUAAAUUACUACCUUUUGGUCAGAAAAUGGAAAACCUAAUGCAGAUUAGGGAAUUUGCAAAAGAAGUGAAAAAAAGAAAUAUUUUAUUAUGUGGCCUUCUCAUAUAUUACCCACAGGAUGAUCAGAAGCUACAGGAAAGUUUGAGGCAAGGUGCCACUAUUAUUGCUGCCUUAAUCAAAGAAAGAAAUCCUGGUCUCAUUGGUCAGCUACUGGUAGCAUGAAGAACACAGAAAAACUACCUAUUGGGCUUUCAAAAAUGUUUACCUAAGUAUCUCUUUAGUGCUUCCCACCCUAUUGUAUGUAGUAGAAUGUGUGUCUUUUAUGUCUCAUAAUUUGUAGGAUGAGAUUCUUGGAUUAUAAAAGUGGAUCAAUGUUUAUAUAUGUGAAAUAAAACAUUUACUUUUCUGCAUGUCAAAUAUAAAUUACCAGAACAGAAGAGAAUAGGUAAGUGGAAAAUAAUAGCCUUUACGUACUCUUCACAAAGGCUUAGAAGAUCAUAUAGAAAUAAUGAUGGGUGAGUUAACCCUCGAAGGAUGAGAAUUUAGAAAACCAACUAUUAUCUCUGUGUUAAUUAAUGAAUCAUACUAUAAUGAAACUACUAGGUAAGUCUCAGAAUUAUUCUUAAUUCUAAAGUUAUCCUAUCACCAUGUGAUACUUGACUUAUAUUCUAAUACUUGAUACCUUAAAAAGUGGAUAGGUAGAUAACAGGGAACUCUGGCUCAAAUAUCUUCACCAUUGGCAUUACAUUACUUUAGAUCCAUAAAAGAGAUGUCAUCUCCUCCUGCCUUUCUACUGUUGUAAAAUACUAUGUUUUCCUUGGUUUAUGAAAUAUAAUUUUGACUUAUUUUAAAAGGUCUCUGAUUUUGCUGAACAAAUUUAAAAGAAGACUGUAUAGCUUCAUAAAACUGAAGUUAUUUUGGUCAAUCCUGAAUUGUCUUCUAAAAGGCAGGGAGUGAUUGUACUUCCAAGAAUUAAAUAAAUUAUUCUCCCAAUAUAGAUACUGCAAUCUUUUUAAUUCAGUUCUUAUUCUUUCAAAUUUCCACUGGCAUGUACAUCUUAGAUAUUGAUGGUUUUCCCUUACAUUGCAUUUUACAAUUAUGUACAUCCAGUUAUUAGAGAUGCCUUUUAUUCUAUAUUUAAUUCACUUUUUAAAAACACCAUAGAUCAGAUUAUUCCAGGUCUGAGGCUGCAUGUGGCAACUAUGAAAGUUGCAUGAGAUGUUUCAAGUUAAAGACAGACUAUGAAAUUACUAGCUUGUGGAAUUUCUUAACAUGAUGUAUAGUAUUCCCUAUGUUUCUCAAGUAUCUAUAUUAGUAGGAGAGUUUAUAUUUCACCUUAAAGUAAUAGUGAGUAGAAUAUAAUGGAUAUGGGGUCAUUAUUAAAAUUUGUUCUCCUAAAUGGAAUGUAUUGUUUCAAUGUAGCCUAGCCUAGCCUGAACUUGAGAACUAAAUGCUAUUUCAGCCGCCCAGGCUCUGGUACUUUGCAGCAGCUUGAGCUAAAAUACUGACCGAGAAAUCAAGGGCAACAUUGGCUAGUGAGAAGAUGCCCCAACGUGUGCCCAGACAGGGUAACUAAGAGGAGCACGCACUACCACCACGCGGUGAGGUCGUGAUCCUGAGACCACAAAGAGAGGACGUCCUACAAAACCCCAGAGCAGCUCGCUCCACAGUCACGGUCACGGACACGGGAGAGAAGAGGAGGGCCCAGCCUUGUCAUAGACUGAAUAACACAGAGGGACAGACCUGAGUCCGGGGCAGAAAAAGGACAUGAGUGGGAACGGUGAAAGGUGAGGCAAGCCUGCAGUGAAAAGUGCUGAAACCGCGAACAAGUAUGAGGUUUGAGAAAUAUGCUGUGGCCAGGCCCAGAAGCACCUGGGGUGGGAAUUCUCUCACUGUUACCAGCUCUUCCGCAAGUCUAAAAUUAUCUCAGAAUAAUGAAGUUUCAAAAAAUCAAAAAAUAAAUUACUAAUUAUCA